GACACUGGAAUGGCGAUUUUUCACAUUUGAAUAUUAUCCGAUAACAUAUAAAGAAAGAAUCAAGAAUGCAUCGCAUGAUGCAGUCAAACUGAACUGUGCAGCACCGUAUUGGUUUAUAUAUAUCCAGUUAAUUGGACAUUUUUCUGCUGAAUUAUUGAUCACUCCUUGGUUAGGUUACAGAAAAAAACUCUCUUCCUGACUUCCUCUCAAUCACUCAAUUUUUUUAUAAUAUCAUGGCCGAAAUGUCAGGAGCAAAUGGAUUGGUGGAUGAGAAGCAUAUUCAAAAUUCUCCAAACUGGUUACCCUUUAUACAGAAGGUAAUUGCAGAGGGUUUUGGUACCUACUUCUUGAUUUUUGCCGGUUGUGCCGCAGUGGUGGUGAACGCCGAUAAGGAUGAGGUGAUAACCCAGCCGGGAAUCGCAAUAGUGUGGGGACUUGUCGUCAUGGCUAUGGUUUACUCAGUUGGCCAUAUUUCCGGUGCUCAUUUUAAUCCGGCUGUGACCAUUGCUUUUGCCACCUGCAAGAGGUUCCCACUUAGACAGGUACCGGCAUAUAUUGCGGCACAAGUGAUCGGAGCCACGCUAGCAAGCGGUACCCUGAGAUUACUGUUCAUGGGAAAACACGAUCACUUUGCCGGAACACUUCCGACCGGCUCCGACUUGCAGUCUUUUGUUAUGGAAUUUAUAAUCACGUUCUACCUAAUGUUUGUCAUAUCUGGAGUGGCUACAGACAACCGUGCUAUUGGAGAACUUUCGGGUUUAGCCAUUGGAGCAACUAUUUUACUUAACGUGAUGUUUGCAGGGCCAGUAUCUGGGGCUUCCAUGAACCCAGUAAGGAGUUUAGGCCCAGCAAUAGUGUCAAAUCGUUACGAGGGAAUAUGGAUAUACAUAGUAGGCCCGACUCUUGGGGCUAUAGCGGGUGCUUGGGCCUAUAAUAUCAUCAGAUUCACAGACAAACCUUUACGAGAAAUCACCCAGACUGCUUCUUUCCUCAAGAUCUUGGCCCGUAACAGGCCCAAUUGAUAACUUAGGUCCUAUUUUCUGGAUUAAUUAGUAUAGCUUGCUGUAUUAGGUAAGAGAAAAUUUCUUUCCCAUUUUCUGGCUAUGUGGCAUUGUUAUUUUACAAAUUCAGUUGUGUUCUGAAUGAAACCAUUCAUUCAUCUAAUAGGGG
Olea europaea var. sylvestris is the source of this 1170-nucleotide messenger RNA. Its product is annotated as aquaporin NIP1-1-like. Gene Ontology annotation, biological process: transmembrane transport. Gene Ontology annotation, cellular component: membrane. Gene Ontology annotation, molecular function: channel activity. The transcript has 5 exons. Lineage: Eukaryota; Viridiplantae; Streptophyta; Magnoliopsida; Lamiales; Oleaceae. The coding region runs from base 234 to 1022 and encodes 262 amino acids. The record is from RefSeq and is a predicted model, not a curated record.